AUGGCUUACAGUGAUUACAGCGAUGGUGCAGAUGAAAUACCGGACUUUCACGAUGAAGGUGAGUUUGAUGAUUAUUUGAACGAUGAUGAAUACGAGCUCAUGAACGAGGUGUUCCCUGCUUUGAAGACGCAAUUACAAGAUUACCAAGGCUGGGAUAAUCUCUCAUUGAAAUUAGCGUUAUUCGAUAACAAUUUCGAUUUGGAAGCGACGUUAAUGGAAUUGAAGAAAACUUUGAAGAAGAAGAAGAAGGCACCGAAGAAGUCAAUUGCUGCUGCUAAUGGGACCGGAAACGUUGCUCAAAAACUAGCAAACAUGUCAAUUUCAGAGCAAAGGCCAAAUAAUGGGCUUGCAGAUUGGCUUGACGAAGAAGAGAGUGAGGAGGGAGGCGAUGAUAAUGGAGCCGACGAUGACGACAAGACGGUUCAGAGGUACUAUAAGACGACAGUGCCAACCAAACCCAAGAAGCCCCAAGAUAUUUCUGCAUUUGUUGAAUCUUCGUUACCUCAUUUAAGUUUUGUUGUUCUUGGUCAUGUCGACGCUGGGAAGUCAACACUAAUGGGGAGGCUUCUUUACGAUCUGAAGAUCGUCAAUCAAUCCCAACUUAGAAAACUACAAAAGGAGAGUGAAACUAUGGGUAAGUCGUCCUUCAAAUUCGCGUGGAUCAUGGAUCAAACACACGAAGAGCGCGAACGUGGUGUAACAGUGUCCAUUUGCACAUCUCAUUUUUCCACCCAAAGGGCCAGUUUUACUAUUGUGGAUGCUCCCGGUCAUAGGGACUUUGUACCAAACGCUAUAAUGGGGAUAUCGCAAGCAGAUAUGGCAAUACUUUGUGUUGACUGUAGCGCAAAUGCAUUCGAAUCGGGAUUCGAUCUGGACGGGCAAACAAAGGAGCAUAUGCUACUAGCGUCCAGUUUUGGAAUCCACAAUCUGAUUAUUGCUAUGAACAAGAUGGAUAACGUGGACUGGUCUCAACAAAGAUUUGAAGAAAUCAAAUCGAAACUAUUGCCAUACUUGGUUGACAUAGGAUUUUGUGAGGAUAAUAUUAGUUGGGUACCUAUCAGUGGCUUUUCUGGAGAAGGUGUUUAUAAAAUAGGAUACACAGACGAAGUCAAAAAAUGGUACAGUGGACCUAACUUAAUGUCUACUUUGGAAAAUACUGCUUUGAAGAUUUCUAAGGAGAGUGAAGAAAUUAGCAAAGAAGAUGCAUUUUUAUUUUCUGUGUUGGAAAUUAUCCCACUGAAGAAAACCAGCAACGAAUUGGCGUUGAUAUCCGGAAAAUUGGAAUCAGGUUCCAUUCAGCCCGGUGAGUCGUUGACAAUAUAUCCAUCUGAGCAAAGUUGUAUUGUAGACAAAAUUCAAGUGGGUUCUCAACAGGGUCAAUCAACAAACCACGAAGAGACUGAUGUUGCCAUCAAAGGUGAUUUUGUCACCUUGAAAUUGCGCAAGGCUUAUCCCGAAGAUAUUCAGAACGGUGAUUUGGCAGCAUCAGUCGACUAUCCAUCCAUUCAUUCGGCACAGUGUUUUGUCCUGGAGUUGACCACAUUUGAAAUGAAUAGGCCUUUGCUACCAGGAACACCGUUUAUCCUUUUCAUUGGUGUUAAGGAGCAACCUGCUAGGAUUAAAAGAUUGAUUUCAUUGAUAGACAAGGAUAACAACACAAUUAAAAAGAAGGUUAGACACCUGGGUUCUAAACAACGAGCUUUAGUAGAAAUAGAACUAAUUGAAGUGAAGAGAUGGAUUCCUUUACUAACUGCUAGUGAAAAUGACCGUUUAGGUAGAGCAGUUCUCAGGAAAGACGGUAGAACCAUUGCAGCUGGUAAGAUAUCAGAAAUAUCACAGUAA
Saccharomyces mikatae IFO 1815 is the source of this 1842-nucleotide messenger RNA. It is a transcript of the gene HBS1, whose product is annotated as ribosome dissociation factor GTPase HBS1. Gene Ontology annotation, biological process: translation. NCBI's taxonomy places the organism in Eukaryota, Fungi, Ascomycota, Saccharomycetes, Saccharomycetales, Saccharomycetaceae. The record is from RefSeq and is a predicted model, not a curated record. Gene Ontology annotation, molecular function: GTPase activity; GTP binding. The coding region runs from base 1 to 1842 and encodes 613 amino acids. The transcript has a single exon.